AUGGACCCACGUACCUUUAACGGUUUGGAAGAGGACGACUAUCUGCACAAUCCAGAGCCGAGGAAAGAGCGCAUAAACAGUAGCGGACACAUCUUCACGGGACGCGGUCUCGUCAAUCUGGGGUGUCUGCUUAUUCUCGUCGGAAGCAUUGUGGUACUAUUUUGCGGGUACCCCAUCAUCUCAUGGCUCAACAAACCACAGCAGUCGUAUCUGAAUGGAUUCGGCUUGGGGGGCACCAAUCGUACCGGACAAGUUCCGGACAUUCCUGGGAUCCGCGGCCUCAUCGAUCGCGACACCCCGCAGGAGGUGCGGACGAAGAGCGACUAUGUGACCGGCAAGAAGUGGCAGCUCGUCUUCAGCGACGAGUUCAACACCGAGGGGCGCUUUUUCUACCCUGGGGACGACCCGUACUGGGAAGCGGUCGACCUGCACUACUGGGCCACGGGGAACAAGGAGUGGUACGACCCGAAGGCGAUCACGACACGCAACGGUUCGCUGGAGAUACAACUGUCGAACCAAACGAACCACGGCCUCAACUAUACGGGCGGCAUGCUCCAGUCCUGGAACAAGUUCUGCUUCACGGGUGGCUUGGUGGAAGCGAGCGUCAUGCUUCCUGGGUACAACAACGUGCGCGGGCUCUGGCCGGCUAUAUGGGCUAUGGGCAAUCUGGGGCGCGCAGGUUAUGGCGCAUCGCUCGAUGGUAUGUGGCCCUACAGCUACGAUGCGUGCGAUGUCGGGACGGUGAACAACCAGACGAUUGGGCAAGAGCCCGCCGCAGCGCUCGAAGGCAACGACCCCUACAACAACGGUGCGCUCUCGUUCCAGCCCGGCCAGCGGCUGUCGCGCUGCACCUGUCCCGGCGAAUCUCAUCUCGGCCCUCUUCACGAUAAUGGGGAGUAUGUUGGUCGCUCCGCUCCCGAGAUCGAUAUGUUCGAAGCCCAGGUAUUCGGUGACAGAGUCGCGGGAGUCUCUCAGUCUUGUCAAUGGGCGCCAAUGAACUGGAAGUAUCAAACCGAUGGCACGUAUGAUACAGCAGAUCCUACCCUGAGUCGUAACAACUCGUACUCGGGAGGAGUGUACCAGCAAGCCACGUCUGUAGUCACCGCUACUGAUCAGACGGCCUUCGAGUUCAGCGGCGGAAAUUAUGCGUUGUACGGCUUCCAGUACAAGCCUGGUUUCGGUGACGCGUAUAUCUCCUGGGUAGCCAAUGGGAAGACUUCAUGGACUCUCCAUCAAUCGUUGUUGGGGCCUGAUCCAGUUGUCGGAAUCAGUGAUCGAGCUAUACCCCAAGAACCAAUGUACCUCAUCAUGAAUCUGGGCAUGUCUAGUGGGUUCGGCGAGAUCGAAUUCGACAAGUUGACGUUUCCGUCAACGAUGCGCGUCGACUGGAUCAGGGUCUAUCAGGAUCCGAAUGCGAUUAACAUCGGAUGCGACCCCUCUGCUUUCCCAACCUCCGCGUACAUCUCCCAGUACCAGGAAGCGUAUGCAAACCCAGAUCUAACGACAUGGGUCGACGACUACAAGCAGGUGUUUCCGAAGAACAAGCUCUUGGAGCAGUGUUAA
This is a messenger RNA of Dichomitus squalens LYAD-421 SS1, 1563 nucleotides long. Its product is annotated as glycoside hydrolase family 16 protein. Gene Ontology annotation, biological process: fungal-type cell wall organization; (1->6)-beta-D-glucan biosynthetic process. Gene Ontology annotation, molecular function: glucosidase activity. NCBI's taxonomy places the organism in Eukaryota, Fungi, Basidiomycota, Agaricomycetes, Polyporales, Polyporaceae. Gene Ontology annotation, cellular component: endoplasmic reticulum membrane; plasma membrane. The transcript has 9 exons. The coding region runs from base 1 to 1563 and encodes 520 amino acids. The record is from RefSeq and is a predicted model, not a curated record.